This is a messenger RNA of Opisthorchis viverrini, 1732 nucleotides long. RefSeq lists its product as hypothetical. The transcript has 5 exons. NCBI's taxonomy places the organism in Eukaryota, Metazoa, Platyhelminthes, Trematoda, Opisthorchiida, Opisthorchiidae. The record is from RefSeq and is a predicted model, not a curated record. The annotation marks the transcript as partial.
AUAGGAACAAAGAAGUUCAAGCCAGUUUUGUUUAUUAGACCUGAUCCGGCCAGGUCAAACCCCACUCAGCAAAUACACUCUGCCUCAUAUAAAUCGCGAGGCUAUGGAGACAUAUUCCAAUCCAAGAUUGAAUCCGGACCACGACCCAAUACACGGUGCUUCAGCGCAAGUUCGAGUUUAGGGAGAGCAAAGGCUACACAACAUCGUCGUACUGGGGAAAGAUCUCCCGUUUCCCCUUCCUUUACCAUCAGUCCAUACGACGAACAUACAGGCCGGAUGGGGAACCUAUAUCUCUUCAACAGUUUGCCGCAGCCUACUCCAACACAUGCGUGGACAAAGCUCGAUAACGGCAUUAAAGAAGAAAAACAAUCACCGUUCUGGAAUGUGGAAAAUGCACUACCUCCACAAGUUUCUGGAGUUGAAAGGGUCAGCGUGGAUCGACAGGCGAUACGGGAGAUCACAACUAAGGAGGUAGAACUAAAAGCCGCUCUCGCUGGUGUGCCUUCUCCACGUACACCAGAUGCACUGUUAAAGUCUCCGAAAUUGCUCUCCCCGCUGUUGAUAAGCACAAAGUUGCUCGGUAAUACCCCCAAUAUCGGGAACAGCAAAUCCCCGUCUCCGAGACCCAGUCCUAUAACGGAUAAGCUUUCAUGUAUCGCAGCCCCACUUGAUCUGGCCGAAUAUGAUCAAUCAGACGAUCUGUCGGCGAGUUUUGAGGCAAGUCUUCUUGCUAGUUUGAAAGAGGCAGCCACUGGUGCGGCUUGUCGACAGUCUGGCCUGGAAUUAGGCAUGGAGGCGAACGGGAUAUCUAAUGCAUUUACGACGACAAUAGGCAAAAAGCAUGCAGAGGUGUCUGAAAAACAGCAAGGGUGUCCAGCCGAACUGAGACCUCGUUUAAAUAUUCCUCCCCGUCACAGUAAACCCGGCUUGAUUGGGAAUUCGCAAACCCCUGAAAAUUUGCAGCUUCGAAAAUUAAUAGAGAACGAAUUUCAAACGGACAUAAGUUAUAGUGAUGAUGAUACUUCAAUGGCCACCACAACUGCUGGACUCGGCUCUUUGCUUGACAGUCCUUUCCCCGAGAGCUACGUUGAAGGAAGAAAGAAGGAAUAUCCUGGAUUCCCAUCAAGCAAGGGUAGUUUCAAUCCAGAAACGAAAUUGGGAGCUCCAUUGCUAUACACCGAUGGCAUUUCAGUUCAUCCGAGUCAUCCAUCGAAUAGUAGGCAACAUGCUGACGAGGGGCCAAGCAGCAGUACUACAAGCUCGUCUUGUUGGCAGUUGCACUCAGCUUCCUCCGAACCUAACUUGGUAUCAGGAUCCGUGGAACCGGUUUGUUUACCGAACAAUCCACUUCUUCCUGAACUUACUAACAGUGCCCCAACCAACAACCCUUCUCCCACUGGUCCCGGUGAUAUCGAUUCGCCGGAUAAAUGCAUACAGGACACUGUAUUGGAAUUGCUCUAUGAUGCCGUUUUGGACUGUUACUACGAUCCAAGUUCGGGCGUAUAUUACGAAUUGGCUUAAUGAGAGUUGGUUGGAUUUAGCUGAAUGACGAGUUCUUUUGCUAUUCCUUACUAUGUAUCCUUUCACAAAAUGUUCUUAGUUCUAAGCACAAUCAUCCAUGCACUGAAUUUGAAUUCAUCCUAAGCUUGAAGUGGACCGAAGCACCAUCAAAUCUACCAAGCUUUCAAACGACACCGUCAUUUGUUCUAACCGACAGGAUAACAAAAGCGCA